Brenthis ino (lesser marbled fritillary) is the source of this 414-nucleotide messenger RNA. NCBI's taxonomy places the organism in Eukaryota, Metazoa, Arthropoda, Insecta, Lepidoptera, Nymphalidae. The record is from the annotation of a GenBank genome assembly.
AUGAAAGCUGUGUGGUUUUUGACUUUCCUAUCAACUGCUCUUGUUCAAGGAAAAAAUGUUGAUAACGUCGUUGUCAUUCCUCAAGAAUUUGUUCCCGCUAUUAUAAAAGCAUCAUCGGAAUGUAUUGAAAAGUAUAAUAUGCCAGCAGAUACCUUGCAAAAGGUGUUCGAUGAGGAACUAGAUGACUCUGAGAAUGGUAAAAAGUAUUUGCAUUGCCUGGGAUGUGACACCGGAUAUCUUGAUGUCAGUGGAAAUAUCGUUAAAGAUAAGGUGCUUCAAAUUGUUGGUCCGUACAAAAAAAAAGUUAAUGCUGUUGUGGACGAAUGCAAUCAAAUUAAAUAUAGUGACGAGUUUGAAACAGCGUACCGGCGUAUCAUGUGUUUCUACAUUAAAUCGGAAAUACACUUUAAAACG